CCCGCCGUUGUGUCUCCGUUCCCUGCUCUCUUUCCACUGUCUGUGCUCUCUCUUUUCUUAAGCCUGCCUUGAUGACUUCAGCCAAGGCUAUUCAAAUUGCAAAGGAAAUUGACAGUGCCCGCUGCAAAGGCAACUGGAAUGCUCUUCCUGAAUUAGCAAGACGUUAUAAGAAGCACAAUCCUGAUGGCACCGUUUUGGAACAGACAAUAUUGGCCGAACACGCUUUGACACAGGUGCUAGAAAAGAUCAAAGAGCCUUUCGACCUUUAUAACAACGACGGCCCAGAGCACCUUGCCUUUCCUCCAACUGUUGAUAGAAGCAGCGUCAACUAUGCCCGCGAACAACUCGUUAGAGCCUCGCAGUCUAAAAACGGAUCCGAAUCAUCUCAGAGCAAUUUUGCCGCCGUGAUUUUAGCAAGAACGCUACAUGAGAUUGGCGACUACUCGAAGGCUUUAAAUACGCUGAAGCAAGUCGCUUUUAGGCCGGAAGAUGUUGAAUCUGGUUAUGCGCUGGUCUUACUUGUCCAAGCUCGCACUAUUAAAGGCCUCUGCUUAGAGCGGUCCGAUGAUGUUGAAGGAGCAUUGCAAGCUUAUGAGAGUAUUCUGCCUAUCAUCCAACAACAUCCAGCAGAACGCGGUAACGAGCUGGCACACUGGGUCGAAACCUCAUUGUAUCGUGGGUCAUUAUUGAAACUAGGCCACCACAAAGACGAUGUGGCGGGUACUCUUGGUCUUUUCCGCGAAUACUAUAGACAGUCUGCUUCAUGGAGCCCUAUGUGGCGCAUUAGGAAACGCCUAGUCAUCCUAAGAUACUUUACAAGAUACCUUUCUUCUGUAUACGUCCAGGGGAAGUAUAUCCCGUCUUCAAUUGUCACUGUAGAAGUUAACAGUGUCUCACACAUCAGUAACUACCAAACGCCUUCGCUCUUCUUCAUUGAAAUAGCACAACUUCAUAAAUCAUAUGAAGAUAAGCUAUAUGCUGUAACAGCUUUCCCAAAAGCCGGACAGUCCAAUGGUCAAGUCAUCGAGUUUGUCAACCAGUUGGUCCAUGAUCUAAACUUAAUGGGUGAUGCUGUUACCUCCACUGAGCUUCGUGGCCUUGUGGAAACCUUGUAUAGAGCGAUUCAAAAGACUUUCAACUCACCCGUCAUUGUUCGACACCUCUUUAUCGCGUUGGUUCGACUUGGAGAAUACGAUGAAGCCAAGCAUGCACUUCAAUCGUACCUGCGGUUGAUUGGUCUCAGCACACAAGCACAAGAUGAAUCCCGGCGUAACGGAGAAGCGCUUGUUACCUACGCAGAUGGAAGAGCUAUGCCCGUCCCUAUCAUAGCGGACACACAUGUGGGAGAGAUCCUGGACGAAAUGUUGGGUACAUCUGGUGUUGAAAACGAAGCACUGCAAUUCAAUUCCGAUCGGGCCAAGGACGAGAAGACGAUUGCUUCCAAGCACAAGGGUGAACAAGAAAAUGACUUGGAUAUCCUUCUAUGCUUGAUUGAAGCGGUUCGAAUGUUCUGUAAAGAACUGGAUCAAGGUGUUGAAGCCGUUGAAGUUGCAGAGCUACUCCACAAAGUGUUGAAACGUUCCACGACCGUUACUGUCGUAUCACACCCUGCUAUCUGUGCUCAAGUAUCUCGCAUGGUGGGCACUUCGUAUUGCCUACUGGCUAGUCAGACUCACGACCCUGAAGUGCGUCCAAAAUAUCAUGAUACAGCGCUGUUCCACUUGAACCAUUCCAUUGAAAUUGAUCCCACAGCUUGGGAAACACACUAUCAACUUGCUCUUCAACAAGCUGAAGUUCGCGAUAUCAGCCAUGCCAUCGCCAGUGUCUCUCAGGCACUGCGAAUCAAUUCCACUUAUACACCUUCGUGGCACUUGCUGACACUGCUUUCAUCUUGUCCUUCAGCCGGUAAUUUGCAGCAAGCUAUCCAGUCUUUCGAGCUCGGCAUGAGGGAAACAGACAUUGAACGUGAGCAAAAUGGAAAUGGUGAUGCUGCAAACAGCAUUUCUCCACGAAAUUAUUUUACUCACGAAGAGGGUGAGCAAAUGCUGGCGUUCCAAACGACUGGUGCAGUUCUGCAGGCUGCAGCUGGUCAUAUCGAAGUAGCCCUUGAGAGUCACGAAAGUCUUUUUGCCCUUUACGGCAAGGUCUCUACCAUUGACCCUGCCGUUGCAGCGUACAAUGAUUAUAGCGACUUUUCAUCGAGAAGAACCAAUGGAAUGACUGGCUCCAUCAGCGCCAUGUCAGACCUCCCACGUACUCGUCGAAGAAGUGCAAGUAGCGGUGCAUUGGGAGUCCCUCGUGCUGCUUCCUCCAUCAAUGUUUCACGAUCACAAGACGACGUCAAUGUUCGGGGAGGACUUUCCUUGUCCUCUUCAUCUAUUUCCACUAACCCAAGUGGCUCGGAUGUUCGACGCAAUGGUACCUCCUCCACCUUGAAUGUACCUACUACGUUGAGCGAAGGAGAAAACGAAAAACAUCUCACGGAUGGUGAAGUUCAGCGAAGCAAGAGCUCUCAUCGCCGUCAUCUUCACGUGUUUGGCAGUCGGGGCAAAAAAUCAAAGAAGCCAGAGAACAACUAUUUGAAUAGUAGCAAAGAAGGAACCUUGACAAACGAUAGUUCCGUUGGAGUCAACGGCGUCAAAUCAAGCGAACAUUUAACGGCUGACUACCGUUCGAUCCAUAGCCCUACGCCAUCCAUUGGCACUAAAACUAGCAUUCGGUCCAUUUUCCAACCGACUGAACCUGUCCUCCAUGCUACUACCCGAACAAAGCUUCGAUACCAGCGGUCGACUCAUGCACUUUCUAAUCUGUGGUUACUCUCUGCUCUUGCCUUUAUCAAACUUGAUAAACUAGAGGAAGCGCGGAAAGCCAUUGAAGAAGCGGAAGGAAAUGAUCCAUCCAAUAACCCUCUAGUCUGGGUUGUGCUUGGUCGGUUGCGAAUGGCCCAGAACCGAACCGAAGAUGCCAUUGCUGCUUUCCAAAAAGCUCUCGUUGUCAACCCUUAUGAUGCUGGUGGCCGACUCUGGCUUGCUCGCAUUUAUUUUGAUUCUGGAGAGUAUGAAGCUGCUGAAGGGCUAUUGGAUCGUCUGACCAAGGGCAAUGGAUGGGAUAGUGCUGAAGCUUGGUAUUAUCUGGGUGAAUUAAAUCACAAGAUGGAUCGGUUCCCCAGGGCUAAAGAAUGCCUAUGGUACGCACUAGAGCUUGAGAAUACGAAACCUAUACUACCCUUCAGCGUACUUCCAAGAUGCAUUUAAAUAACAAAUGCCGCCUUUACAUACAAUCAUAGCAUAACCCAACUUAACUCAAUCCCCAUCUUACCAAAGAAAUUAAUGCUGUUGUUUUAUUAUAAGUAUACUGUGCCGCAAAUUUAAAGCCCCCAUCUUGGCCAAAUCUCAGAGUGUAUGCUUUUUGUACUGUAGAGACCUAAAUAAAUUGUUUACAAGUAUGACGAUAUAGCAGCUUGAGAUGAUCAGCAGUGUGACUAUGUUACAUUGAUGAGUCGAACCCCCCAUUCAUUCCAUAACUUCAUCCUGGUUAUCUAAAAAUUGGAGUUUGGUCAUUUCAUUGAAGGCAGCCGAGAACAGCGGACGUAUUUCGUUGAGCUCCAUCCGAGACAUAUUGUGCAGCUUUAGAAAACAUAGAACGUCAGUCGGUAAUAAAG
Umbelopsis ramanniana AG is the source of this 3661-nucleotide messenger RNA. RefSeq lists its product as uncharacterized. The record is from RefSeq and is a predicted model, not a curated record. NCBI's taxonomy places the organism in Eukaryota, Fungi, Mucoromycota, Umbelopsidomycetes, Umbelopsidales, Umbelopsidaceae. The coding region runs from base 72 to 3254 and encodes 1060 amino acids. The transcript is spliced from 9 exons. Gene Ontology annotation, molecular function: protein binding.